This is a messenger RNA of Cavia porcellus (domestic guinea pig), 7969 nucleotides long. RefSeq names its product ALK receptor tyrosine kinase (gene Alk). Gene Ontology annotation, biological process: protein phosphorylation; multicellular organism development; regulation of neuron differentiation. Gene Ontology annotation, molecular function: ATP binding; protein binding; transmembrane receptor protein tyrosine kinase activity. Gene Ontology annotation, cellular component: plasma membrane; signaling receptor complex. The coding region runs from base 961 to 5841 and encodes 1626 amino acids. The record is from RefSeq and is a predicted model, not a curated record. Lineage: Eukaryota; Metazoa; Chordata; Mammalia; Rodentia; Caviidae. The transcript is spliced from 29 exons.
CUCCUCCAGCUGCAAGUGGCGGGCGCCCGGGCAGAUGCGAUCCAGCGGCUCCGGGAGCGGCGGCGGCGGUGGCAGCUGACGACCUCUGCCGCCUCUAUCCGGGGUGUCGCGGGGCACCGAGACACCUUCCCACCGCCUUCUGGCCGAAGACCCGAAGCCACCGGCGCGGAGAUAGGUGAGCCGAAGGCGAGAUCCCGGCCUCCCUGCGCUGGAUGCUUCCACUCCGCGGCCGCCGCCGGGGCGGCCCUGGAGCCUGCGAGCGAACUCCUGGGAGCCGAGGCGCGGGCCACGGCGAGGACGCCGCAAACUUGCGCGCCGGCGGCUGCAGCCUGAGCCUCUCCACCGCAGCGGCAGGACUCGCACUCACGCCCAGAAGUUCGGGGGGCGGUGCAGUCGCCUGGGGGCGUGCGCGGUAGCAAUCCUCUCCCGCGAUUCUUAACCCAGACCCCGGGCAAGGAGAUCAGAGGAGCGGAAAGGAACCGCAGGAGGUGGCCAGGACAGCAGACACCUGCUCAAGGCCGAGGCUUCCAGCCGGGAAAGUUGCAAAGGAUUGGAGGCUGCCUGGAGGACAGACAGACCCCAGCUCCGGCCGCGGGGGGCAGGAGAGGACAGCGCCCGGUUGCCACCUCCCUUCCAGCGUAGUAGUUUCUAGUCUGGGAGCACAGCGAGCUACAAACGGGGGCGCGGCACUUGGCUUGGCGAGCGAGAGGCGCGGGGUCCAGCUGUUGAGUCCAGACAGCUUCAGUCUCUGGACUCCCGCCUGGCUCCCGGCUCCGUCUUAUUCAGACCGCAGCUAGGGUAAACCUAGAGACUCGGUUGCGCACGGUGCCCCAGGGACAGGUGGGAAGAGCCCUUCAGGAUCAAGGACUAUUCGAAGCCCUUCCUGUUUGGGGGAAAGCUGGGGGUGAGGCUGGGCUCCCCAGAGUUUGAGACUAGUUCAAACAGCUCUGCUCUGGCGGGAUGGCAGCCUUGCGUCUCCUGUGGCUCCUGCCACUGCUCUCUGCGGUAGUCUCGGGCUCCGGGGCCUCGCCUGGCCAUCGCGCGGGGUCACCGGCUGCAGGGCCGCCGCUGCAGCCCCGGGAGCCGCUCAGCUACUCGCGCCUGCAGAGGAAGAGCCUGGCGGUGGACUUCGUGGUGCCCUCUCUCUUCCGCGUCUACGCCCGCGACCUGCUGCUACCGCCGCCAUCUCCCUCGGAACCGAACACUGGCCGCCCGGGAGAGAGUGGCUGGCUGGCUCUCGACUGCGCACCGCUGCUCAGGCUGCUGGGGUCGCCGUCUGGGGUCUCCGGGACAGCGGGCGACACCUCGCCGUCUCCAGCAGCGGCGCCGACGCUGUCCAGGGUGCUGAAGGGCGGCUCGGUGCGCAAACUCAGGCGCGCCAAGCAGCUGGUGCUGGAGCUGGGCGAGGAGGCCAUCCUUGAGGGCUGCCUUGGGCCCCCAGACGAGGCGGCUGUGGGACUGCUCCAGUUCAACCUCAGCGAGCUGUUCAGCUGGUGGAUUCGCCACGGCGAAGGGCGACUGAGAAUCCGCCUGAUGCCCGAGAAGAAGGCGUCGGAAGGAGGGAGAGAGGGAAGGCUGUCCGCGGCGAUCCGCGCCUCCCAGCCCCGCCUUCUCUUCCAGAUCUACGGGACCGGUCGUAGUACCUUGGAGCCUCCAACAAACACGCCUACUCCUCCUGAUUAUUUUUUGUGGAAUCUGACCUGGAUCAUGAAAGAUUCCUUCCCUUUCCUGUCUCAUCGCAGCCGAUAUGGUUUGGAGUGCAGCUUUGACUUUCCCUGUGAGCUGGAGUAUUCUCCUCCACUGCAUGACCGUGGAAACCAGAGCUGGUCCUGGCGCCGUGUACCCUCUGAGGAGGCCUCGCAGAUGGACUUGUUGGAUGGACCUGAAGCAGAACAUUCUAAGGAGAUGCCCAGAGGCUCCUUCCUCCUCCUCAACACCUCCGCAGACUCCAAACAUACCAUUCUCAGCCCGUGGAUGAGGAGCAGCAGUGAGCACUGCACCCUGGCUGUCUCCGUGCACAGACACCUGCAGCCUUCUGGGAGGUACAUCGCCCAGCUGCUGCCCCACAAUGAGGCUGGAAGAGAGAUUCUCCUGGUACCCACACCAGGGAAGCAUGGCUGGACAGUGCUGCAUGGAAGAAUCGGGCGCCCAGAGCACCCCUUCCGAGUGGCCCUGGAAUACGUCUCCAGUGGAAACCGAAGCCUGUCUGCAGUGGACUUCUUUGCUCUGAAGAACUGCAGUGAAGGAACGUCCCCAGGCUCCAAGAUGGCCCUGCAGAGCUCCUUCACUUGUUGGAAUGGGACAGUCCUCCAGCUCGGGCAGGCCUGCGACUUCCACCGGGACUGCGCCCAGGGAGAAGAUGAGGGCCAGCUGUGCAGUCAACUUCCUGCUAGUUUUUACUGCCACUUUGAGGAUGGUUUCUGCGGCUGGACCCAAGGCACCUUCUCACCCGAUGUGCCCCGGUGGCAGGUCAGGACCCUGAAGGAUGCUUGGUCCCAGGACCACCAAGACCAUGCCCUGUUGCUCAGCACCACUGAGAUCCCGGGUCCUGAAAGUGCUACCGUUACCAGUGCCACAUUUCCUGCACCAAUGAAGAAUUCUCCAUGUGAGCUCAGAAUGUCCUGGCUCAUCCGUGGAGCCUUAAGGGGAAACGUGUCCUUGGUGCUGGUGGAGAAUAAAACCGGCAAGGAACAAAGCAGGAUGGUCUGGCACGUGGCCACCAACAAAGACUUGAGCUUGUGGCAGUGGACAGUGCUUCCUCUCCUCAACGUGUCCGACAGGUUCUGGCUGCAGAUGGUCGCUUGGUGGGGACAAGGAUCCAGAGCCACGGUGGCUUUUGACAACAUCUCCAUCAGUCUGGACUGCUACCUCACCAUCAGUGGAGAGGACAAGCUGCUCCAGGGUGAAGAGCCCAAAUCAAGAAACCUGUAUGACAGACCCCCUGACAAGGAGCCACCUUCGGAAAUCGUACCGAGACAGACGGCCACCUUUGACCCUACAGUUCACUGGCUAUUCACCACGUGCGGGGCGAGUGGGCCCCACGGCCCCACUCAGACCCAGUGCAACAACGCCUACCAGAACUCCAACCUGAGCGUGAUGGUGGGGAGCGAAGGGCCCUUGAAGGGCGUCCAGAUCUGGAAAGUGCCAGCCACCGACACCUACAGCAUCUCAUGCUAUGGUGCUGCCGGCGGGAAAGGCGGGAAGAACACCAUGAUACGGUCCCAUGGAGUGUCUGUGCUGGGCAUCUUCAACCUGGAGAAGGACGACGUGCUCUACAUCCUCGUCGGGCAGCAGGGAGAGGACGCCUGCCCCAGCACAAACCACUUAAUCCAGAAAGUCUGUGUUGGAGAGAGCAAUGUGAUAGAAGAAGAAAUUCGCGUGAACAGAAGCGUGCAUGAGUGGGCAGGAGGAGGCGGAGGAGGGGGUGGAGCCACCUACGUGUUUAAGAUGAAGGACGGAGUGCCCGUGCCCCUCAUCAUUGCAGCCGGUGGCGGUGGCAGGGCCUACGGGGCCAAGACAGACACGUUCCACCCAGAGAGACUGGAGAAUAACUCCUCGGUUCUGGGGCUGAACGGCAAUUCCGGAGCCGCAGGUGGUGGAGGUGGCUGGGAUGAUAACACUUCCUUGCUCUGGGCCGGAAAAUCUUUGUUGGAGGGCGCUACUGGAGGACAUGCCUGCCCCCAGGCCAUGAAGAAGUGGGGGUGGGAGACAAGAGGGGGUUUCGGAGGGGGUGGCGGGGGGUGCUCCUCAGGUGGAGGAGGCGGAGGAUAUAUAGGUGGCAAUGCAGCCUCCAACAAUGACCCUGAAAUGGACGGGGAAGAUGGGGUUUCCUUCAUCAGCCCCCUGGGCAUCCUGUACACCCCAGCUUUAAAAGUGAUGGAGGGCCAUGGGGAAGUGAAUAUUAAGCAUUACCUAAACUGCAGUCACUGUGAGGUAGACGAAUGUCACAUGGACCCUGAGAGCCACAAGGUCAUCUGCUUCUGUGACCAUGGGACGGUGCUGGCUGAGGAUGGAGUCUCCUGCAUUGUGUCGCCCACCCCAGAACCCCACCUGCCUCUCUCGCUGAUCCUCUCCGUGGUGACCUCUGCCCUGGUGGCCGCCCUUGUCCUGGCUUUCUCUGGCAUCAUGAUAGUGUACCGACGCAAGCACCAGGAGCUGCAAGCCAUGCAGAUGGAGCUGCAGAGCCCUGAGUACAAGCUCAGCAAGCUGCGCACCUCCACCAUCAUGACUGACUACAAUCCCAACUACUGCUUUGCUGGCAAGACCUCCUCCAUCAGUGACCUAAAAGAGGUGCCCCGGAAAAACAUCACCCUCAUUCGGGGUCUGGGCCACGGUGCAUUUGGCGAGGUGUAUGAAGGCCAGGUGUCUGGGAUGCCCAACGAUCCGAGCCCCCUGCAAGUGGCCGUGAAGACGCUGCCGGAAGUGUGCUCUGAACAGGACGAGCUCGACUUCCUCAUGGAAGCUCUGAUCAUCAGCAAAUUCAACCACCAGAACAUUGUGCGCUGUAUCGGGGUGAGUCUGCAAGCCCUGCCCCGCUUCAUCCUUCUGGAGCUCAUGGCAGGUGGAGACCUCAAGUCCUUCCUCCGGGAGACACGCCCUCGCCCAAGUCAGCCCUCCUCCCUGGCCAUGCUGGACCUUCUGCAUGUGGCUCGGGACAUUGCCUGUGGCUGUCAGUAUCUAGAGGAAAACCACUUCAUCCACCGAGACAUUGCUGCCAGGAACUGCCUCUUGACCUGUCCAGGCAGCGGAAGAAUAGCAAAGAUUGGAGAUUUUGGGAUGGCCCGAGACAUCUACAGAGCCAGCUACUACAGAAAAGGAGGGUGCGCCAUGCUGCCUGUCAAAUGGAUGCCCCCCGAGGCUUUCAUGGAAGGGAUAUUUACUUCGAAAACGGACACUUGGUCCUUUGGCGUCCUGCUGUGGGAAAUCUUCUCUCUGGGCUACAUGCCGUACCCCAGCAAAAGCAACCAGGAGGUUCUGGAGUUCGUCACCAGCGGAGGACGGAUGGACCCACCUAAGAACUGCCCCGGGCCUGUGUACCGGAUAAUGACCCAGUGCUGGCAACACCAGCCUGAAGACAGACCCAAUUUUGCCAUAAUUUUGGAGAGGAUUGAAUACUGCACACAGGAUCCAGAUGUCAUCAACACUGCUCUGCCCAUAGAGUAUGGCCCGCCAGUGGAGGAGGAGGAGAAAGUGCCCAUGCGGCCCAAAGACCCUGAGGGGAUGCCUCCUCUGUUGGUGUCUCCCCAGCCGGCUAAGCAGGAGGAGGCACGCAUCCCGGCCCCAGCUCUGCCGCCACCCCUGUCCACCGUGGCCUCCUCUGAUAAGGCUGUGAAGAAGCCCACAGCUGCAGGGGUCUCGGUGCAGGGUCCCCGGGGGCCGGCUACAGCAGGGGGACAUGUUAACAUGGCAUUCGCUCAGUCGAACCCACCACCGGAGCUGCGCAGGGUCCAGGGAUCCAGAAACAAGCCGACCAGCUUGUGGAACCCAACUUAUGGCUCGUGGUUUACAGAGAAACCUGCCAAAAAGAACAAUCCUCCCCCCAAAAAGGAGCCGCAGCCGCGGGGCAGCACAGGCCGUGCAGAAAGCUGCACUGUGCCACCCAAUGCCACCACCUCCACUGGCAGACUUCCUGGGGCCUCCUUGCUGCUGGAGCCGUCCUCGCUGACCGCCAGCAUGAAGGAGGUGCCUCUGUUCCGGCUGCGUCACUUCCCUUGCGGGAAUGUCAACUACGGCUACCAACAGCAGGGCUUACCUUUAGAGGCCACCACCGCCCCUGGGGCUGGUCAUUACGAGGACACCAUUCUGAAGAACAAAAGCAACACUGGCCAACCUGGGCCCUGAGAGCCAAGCCCACAGGGAAGGGGAGGUCAUGGCUCCACCGCAAACCAGAGACCAAAUGUCACUUUCAUGAUGUGCCAACUUGUUUUGAAGUGCCACAUAACAUACUGUACAUUUAACAUGCUUUCCAAAGGUUCUGAGCAUGGGUUCACCUUAUUCUUUCAAACGAAAAAACGAGUGUUUGAUACUGGCCCAGACUGGUUGCAUAAGGUUUUCAUGCAUGGUGGUUGUAGAGUUCCUUAUGCUGCUUUUAAACUGUGUGUGCUCUGCUCCAGUGUAGUAAGAACUAGUUGCUUCUGUGUCUCAUAGUGAAAGUCGCAGCUCCCCCACCUUGUUGACGUGGACAUGAACAAUCUGAGGCGUGAGGGGAGCACAAUAAAGACCUUCAUUGUAAUGACUCCGCAUGGAGAAAGACAUUCUUCACUUGGAAAAGAAGAGUCACAAACUUCUGAGCAAAACAUCACUUUAGAUGGCUAGAUGCUUUUACCUGUACUGAUUCUUUGCCAAUUGUAAAAAAAAGCAAUGUCACGCGUAGUUCCAUAACAGAUAAAAAUGUAUAUAUUGUAUACUCAUCUAAAUGGAAUACAUACAUCCCAAGUGCUUUGAGUAUGGUAAAUCACUAGUAUAGAUCCAGAAUUCACCAACCCUAUCAAUAUACCUCAUGCCUUAAGAAAAUCCUGAUACUAAUAGUAAAUGAUUGAGUGUGAGGUUUCCCACUGAAUUUAAAACUCAAGACUUAAAUUAUUUUCAAACUUUCCACUAAUUCAGAUCUGGUCAUUAGAAGCAAAAAUUCUAAGCAGCAGUAAUACAUCAGAGCAUACAAACAUAUUCAUACGUGGGCAUAUGUAUCAGUAUACCAUAGACCAAAAACUUCUAACAGUUUCAGUUAUGAAACCCACCAAACUAAGCUCCUCCUUGCAGUGAUGGACAGGGUCCCGGGAUGAACAGCCCUGCAGGAGUCCCAGGAAAUACUAGUGCUGUAUCCUUUGUUCUCCUGUUCACCUGAGUGUUCUCUCCCUGAAUCACGUGAUCCCAGUACACUGGGAACACAAAUAUGAUGAAGUAUUCACAGCAUAAUUUCUGUAGCAACAAACUUACAUUAAAUAAAGAAUUUUUCCCUAGGCAGCAAUGAGGAAAGAGGUUUAGGGGUGCUUGGAGAGUUGGGGUUGACACCGCCGUGUGAUAGUGGGGGCUCUGAACCUGGAUUUCACAGACGAAAUUUAUUUCUAUGAAACUGAACUGGGAACCCAUUAAACUGUCCAUGCAAGAUCGUCUUUAUUCCUAAGUGUUCCUGGCCUUCUUUCUGUCUGCUUCUCCUCUGUUGGCAUGUCGCUUGUUUCCUGGGGGGCUGGACCACAGUCUCUGUUAGAAGGAAAGCGUUUUCAGUUACUUGCUAGGUAUGAAAUGUUCUCACACAGAAAGGCUGUGCAUGUGUGUGUGUGUGUGUGUGUGUAUGCGUGCGUGCGCCUGUGCCUUUCUUCCCACGUUCUCAGUUACGUCUCCAUCAGCAGUGUCACUUUGUAAGAGAGCCACUGUGUUCUAUGAGGGCACCAGACAUCAGUUCCUUUCCUCUAAGGCAGCUGCUGGUCCCAGAGCUGGCUCUGCACCUUCACGAGGGUACUUCUCAGCAUCUGCUUAAAUGCCAAAGUAUUUUUAUCUGCUCCAGAUGAAGUGGAAGCAUCAAUGGACUCAUCUCUAAAUAACUGUAUCAGCAAAGCUUUGGUUCAUGCCAAAUUUGUCUGACAUUUUGGUGAAAAGUAGUCCAAUUACAUAAAGCAUUCCAGCUCACAAAGCACCCAGAGGGGCUCUGGAACCUCUCACUUCGAGAAACACUCCCUAAAGGAUCAUAAGAGAUGAGCUUUCAGUGACUUGAGAAAAUGAUUCUAUACUUGUAAUGUGACCAGUUAAGCAGGAAAUAUGUCACACAGCGAAGUCAGUCAACCCUUCCUGGUAAUUAGUGAGGGGAAAAUCCUAUUCCUUUCCUCUCUACAAAUACAGGUUGUGCCUUAAGACCCCUGAGACUAAUGUGUUACUUUCCUUCUUCUGCACUGUCUAUUAAUGUCAUGUAAGUGCUAGCCAAAUCUCAUCAGCUAUGUACCUGGAUAAGUAAAUAAACAACUCCCCACUGAGA